Messenger RNA from Nomia melanderi (Alkali bee), 6145 nucleotides. RefSeq names its product phosphatidylinositol glycan anchor biosynthesis class O (gene PIG-O). Gene Ontology annotation, biological process: GPI anchor biosynthetic process. Gene Ontology annotation, molecular function: mannose-ethanolamine phosphotransferase activity. The record is from RefSeq and is a predicted model, not a curated record. Lineage: Eukaryota; Metazoa; Arthropoda; Insecta; Hymenoptera; Halictidae. Gene Ontology annotation, cellular component: endoplasmic reticulum membrane.
CAACUCAGACUCCCUUAUCAUUUUUGUGUCACACCCUGUCAUAUCGACUUACACUGGUAUUGCACGAUAACGUUGUAAAUGAUAGGAAUUAAAAUAAAAAAUAUUGAUUCGCAGAUUUAAGAUACGUACAAACGUUGCAGUUUAUGGGAAUUUUUGUCUAGGGUUCAGGAGUCUCGAGACACAGGUCUGUUAAUGCGUCGGGGCAUUUUUUUGACGGUAUUUAUCGGUAUUUCAAAAUAGUAGACAGAAAAAUGACAGAUUUUUCCGACUUCAAUCAUCGAAUCGAAUAUAUUUCUUACACUCAUCACCCUAAUUCAUAGAGGGCCUAACAAAACAUACACUUUUUUUGUACGAUCGGUAUUUUAAACCAUCAAACACAAAAUCUCAUAAAAUAUUCACUCUAUUCUAUCUCUCGUCUGUGGUUAUACGUUCUGACACUGCUUUAUCAACAUUACAUAACGAUGGUAAAUCACAUUGUUACAUGAAUUAAUGAAGUAAUUCGCUGAUUCGUCUCACUAGCGACACUGUAGUUUACUUCAAAUUUAGCGCCAUUUGACAAAGUUACAUUCUUGCAUUCCUAUAAUCAAUUUCAGGUUAUAUUUUAUAGAGUUAUAAUAAAACAUGGAUAGUUGGCCGAUUUUGCAUUUUUAACUAUGUUCACAAACUAUUCUCAAAUAAUGGGUUGAAUCGUUCCUAUAAAAAUGUGACAGUGGUGAAAUAUACAUUUAUAUUAAAAUAUAGGUUAAGAUUUUCCUGUAAUAUUAAAUCCUUUUUGAAUAACGUGAGAAUACAAAGAAUCACUUGGAAAAAUGAGCAAACUAUGGAACUAUCUAAUAUUUCAAGGAUGGAUAUCGUACUUAAUGGCAGCUGGUUUGCUUGUCUUCACAAGCGGCUUCCUACUUAAUCGUGUCUCCAGGCCGGAACGCGCUGAAUGUAAAUAUUGCACAGAUCCUGGAGGUUGUAAUGUUAAAAACCUUCUUCAAGAUCCUGUUGCUGCAGCGAGUACCUGCCUAGAAAGAAAAGCACGGGUAGUGUUGCUAGUCGUUGAUGCUUUAAGAUAUGAUUUUGUUCAUUGGUACAAUGACAAUAGUUCUACCCCAACAUAUUAUCGCAAUAAACUACCGAUAAUACACAAAUUAUUGCAAACUGAACCUAAGAAAUCUCGGUUAUAUAAAUUCAUAGCAGAUCCUCCAACAACAACCAUGCAACGAUUAAAAGGUUUUACUACUGGAUCUUUGCCUACAUUUAUCGAUAUUGGAUCUAACUUUGCUUCUGAAAAAAUAGAUGAAGAUAAUAUUGUUGAUCAGAAUAUUGACAGAGGUAUUAUAUUCAUGGGUGACGAUACUUGGACAAAUUUAUUUCCUGGAAAAUUCAAACGUCAAUUUCCAUCGCCAUCUUUAAAUGUAUGGGAUCUGGACAGUGUGGAUAAAGAUGUUAGGUACCGCAUAUUCUUUGAAUUAAAGAAGAAAGAUUGGUCCCUUCUUAUAGCACAUGUACUUGGAAUUGAUCAUUGUGGACAUAAACAUGGUCCGAAUCAUCCUGAGAUGACUAGAAAAUUAAAUGAUACUAAUACUCUUAUUCAAGAAAUCAUUGAAUCUUUGGAAGAAGAUACAAUUCUCUUUGUUGUUGGUGAUCAUGGAAUGACACAAACUGGAGAUCAUGGCGGUGAGAGUUUAAAUGAAAUUGAAGCUGCCAUGUUUGUUUACUCAUUGGUUCCUUUACAAGAUUAUAAUUCAGUUCAUAACACUGUGAAUCAGAUUGAUCUUGUUCCUACAUUGUCAUCAAUCCUGGGAACACCUAUACCAUUCUCUAAUUUGGGAUCUAUAGUACUAGACUCUUUACCAAGUUCAUCAAGAAAAAGAAACUUACAAGACGAUAUGUGGUAUUCAUUACAUUCAGUAUGGAGAAAUAUUGUACAGACUAAAAAAUAUGUGGAUGCAUAUUCUACGGACACUUAUUUGUUUUCUAAAGAACAAUUUCAAAAUUUAGAAAUCAUCUAUAAUCAUCUGUUCGAACAGAUGAAACAUAUAAAUACCAGAGAAGAAUAUGAAUUAUUUAUUCAAAAUAGCAAAAAUUAUUUUAAGUUGCUUAAAGAUAUGUGUUCCGAAGUUUGGGUUCAAUUUGAUUCUAGCCUAAUGUCAAAAGGCUUACUUCUAAUGUUUUGUACCUUAUUCUUCUUUUACCUGUUUAUUACAGGUAUUCCAGAAAGUCGUAUGUCUAAGAUAUUUCAAUCGUCGUAUUUACAAUGUUCUGUUCUAGUAAACUUAAUUACUGCAUUAAUAAUCUUCUUCUUAUAUUUCCUUGACAUUCUAAGUGAAUUUAAAAAUACUACAUUUUUUACUACUGGUUUAGUAUCUAUAGUAUUAUUAGUUAUAUUGAUUGCUAAAAAUUGGGAUGUAAUUUCAAUGAAAUGGUAUGAUUACUGUAAGAUUAAAAGAUUUAUUUAUAUUAUUAGAGUAAUACUCCUUUUAACUGUGUGUAGUCUUUUUUCUAAUAGUUAUAUUGUUGAGGAAGAUAAUGUACUAUCCUUUUUACUUGUUACACUUCUCUGGCUACUUACAUUUAACUUAAAACAAGAAAGUUUUAAUGAAUAUUCCGAACGGAAAGCAAAACCUUUUGUGAAAACAUGCGCAAAGUCAAAUUUAAAGAUUGUUAUAAUAGUUAUUGGUUUAAUAGCAUGCAUUUCUGUAAGACUAUCCCAUUAUUUCUGGCGUUGUCGAGAAGAGCAGCAACAAAGCAUGUGUUCAUUUUUUAUAACUGGUAAAAUGAACUCUGUAACAUCAAACAAUUUAGAGCGUGUGUUACUUGCUGUUACGUUAAUUGUACUGGCACUGUAUGUCACAAUAGUAAGACUGUGGUUACAGAAUUGUGGGAAUCUUACUGGUUUUUCGCCCAGUGUUUUAGUAGGACAAUAUUGUCCUGUUGUAAUUGGUGUUUGCAUGGGUUGUUAUUGGGUCCUUCAACGAUUACCAAAAUUUGUCAAAGUAAAGUUUGCACUAUCAUGGCAAGUAAGUACAUUGCCUAACAUAGUGUAUGCAUUGAGUUUAAUUGCAAUCUCUGUUCUUUACUAUCGUCCUCUCAGCAUAUUUUUAUUACCAAAAAAGAAAGAAUCGAUAAAUAUAUACAGUGAUGAGAAUAUAGUACCACGAUUAUUUGAGAAGAUAAAGGAGUCAAUAUACCGUAAGAGGAUAGAUGCAGAUGAAACACCAGUUGUUUAUGGUUUAGGAACUGCCUAUAGUGCUGCAUUUAUUUCACUGAGCGUAUUUCUUAUGCUAUUAUAUUCUUUAUUGUUAGGAGAUGUAUUAUCACCUAGUACAUUUUUAAUGUUCUUGUCCUGUGCCUCUGUUUUGGGCUUGUCUGCGAUAGAAAGAUACAAGAAUGCUAAUAGUAUAUCUGAACUUGUAGAAGUACCCACUUCUGCCCUAGUAUGUUGGUUCUUGAUAGCUGAAUAUUUCUUUUAUGGAACUGGACAUCAGUCAACUUUUUCUACUAUUCAUUGGGAUGCUGCUUUUGUAGGAACAGGUGGACAUUUCUAUGGAAAUUUUAUACCAGCAAUUUUAAUAGGAAUAAACACAUUUGGAUCGCAUAUCAUAUUAGGUGCAACAUUACCAUUGCUAGUAAUCGUACCAUUUACAUUAUAUCUCGUAUUUCCAAAAUUGGUGAAAGCAAAGUUUUCGGAAGAUGACUUAAAGAGAGGAGAACUGCUUUUGUUCGAACAGGACUCAGUAUUUCAUACUGCAGUUUUUUCUGUUGCAGGGAAAUAUGUACUCCUGCAUGGAAUCCGAACGUUUGGCAUCAUGCUUGCUGCGACGAUUCACUGUCGGCAUUUAAUGGUUUGGAAGAUCUUCGCGCCAAAGUUAAUAUUCGAGGGUUUAGGAUUGUUAGUAACGUUAAGCAGCGUAAUGGCGUCCUUUUAUAUGGUAUUCAGAAUCGAUCAACGAAUGGAACAUCUUAUAUCCAAAAUGACGAAAGGCAGAUGAUACAGUGAUUCAUUCAUAAUACAAACAAUAUCGCUAGUAAAGUAUCAAAGUUUUGAGAAAAAAAUAACUUUAAUCUUAAAAUACACACAGUGACUCCUAUCUAUAAAAAUUAAAGUUUUCAUUAAAUAAAGAUAUAUAGGCGUUCAACGUCAGUACUUACCAACACUGCCAAAGUUUCCAAAAUUUUAUAUGACUUUACAUAAAUAAAAGUUAAAGGUAUCUAGCACGAAAAUUGAACUGAAGUUUCUAGCACAGAAAAGUGACAAACAUUUUCCCUUUAUUUCUUCAAAAACCAAAUCGUGUAAUUAAUUCUGGUGCUUCCUAACACACUAACACUACCCUGCGUGCAAUGCAUUGCUAAUUGCAGAGAAACAAAGCAACGCACUUGAUGCAGGAUUGCGUCCAUGUGCGCUAACAUCUGCUUGUUUGAUGUAUGUAUUAUUUUAUUAUUUUAUAUUCGUUAACGUUAAAUGCAUUUGGAUGAAUCAUUUUUUAUACAUUUCUUUUUCAUUCAUUAUAUGCGAUACUGUAUAUAGCAUGUAUUAUAAGACCAACAAAAAAUUUAAUAAAAAGACAUUGUAUAUCUUCCAGAUACGUUUCUUUUUAUGCGUUAUAUGCGUUAUAAAAUAGUAAGACUUGCAAGCAGUAGUGUAUUACACUAAUACAUGCUUAUCCAUACUUUAUAUGUUUUGCAAAUCACACUUUAUUGAAAAAAAUUGUCAAGCGUACACGUUAUAUAUUUUAUGUGAAUACGAUCAAUUUAAAGAUAAAAGUUGAUAAUUACAAGUAAUGGAUGUAUUCCUGCUGGAACAAUAACGCCUAGUGGUGUUUAUGAUGCCUAUGUCCUUGAUAAUCACUUCUCAGAUAAUCCAUCCAGUUGGUCCAUUUGUUGGGUUCCUCAUAAUUGUUGAUAUCCUGUGACAAAUGAACAAGUUCAUGGUAUUCGAAGUAUACAAUUUACACGUACCUAGCUUUCAUAAUUAUUAUUUUCAUAGCCUGGCACUUGCAUACUAGGCAAUACAGGCAUUUGUAUCUGAAAACAAAUGAUGUUAUCAUGCUGCAUAAGACCUCUUAUUGCCUUCAUUUAUUUUAUAAUUAUACUACGAGGAACUGUAACUUUUACUAAAUUAUAAAUCUUAUAUUAAUCUUUAAAUGUUAGAAACUAUAUAUUAAAUAUUAUGAUGACAUUUCAAUAUGUAUAUUACAUAUUAUAACUUACAAAUAAUUUAAUUCCUCCGCCUUGGUGUCCAGGCAUGGAUCCACCUCCCGCCUGUACAGACUCUAUCGAACCAGCUGGCAAACUCUGAUAUCCUUGAUGCAUUUGCAUUUUAACUCCCCGCGUUUCUUGUUUAUGAAUCAUAUUUGUUUCUCCAUUUAUUAGUGGCUUGGAAUCACUGUCAACUUCUCUUUUUUCUUCAGGAUAAGAUACCCAGAAUGAUCCUGGAGUCUUUUGCAAUGUUCGGGUCAUGAUUGGUCCAAAUUUAUCAGACAUUGUUGCAUAAGAAUUGGGCAUAUCAUAGUCAAGUGUGCCUAAUUUACUUUUGAGAGCAUCUAAAAGACUUAUAUUGAUAGGUGCACCAGACACAGCAUUAUCAGGCAAUAUUGGAUUAGCACUAUUUACUGAUCCAGAAAUACCACUUGAAUUCACUUUUGUUUUUAUUGCAUUUUGUACAGCUAGAGUAAUGUUUUUCUGUAAAUCCGACAACAUGUCAAAUACUUGACUCAAUGUUGCCAUUUUUUGUUGAAAAGGUAACGUUCCAUCAGUAAUUGGCUUUGGCCAAAUACCUGGUGCGAAUGGUUUAAAAGGCUUUUUUGUUGCAGUCCCUGACACAGAUUUUUCAUAUGUCACUAAAUCAUUCAUAGUUGCUACCAUAUUACUUUUCAAAUCACCCAACUCAGUCAGUAUACUAUCAACAAUAGCGUCUUUAGCUGCAUUAAUAGAUGAUAAAUCAUCAAUAGACCUUGCAACUUUUGUUUGCGUAUCUUCUUCAUCAAAUUUGACAGAUCUCAGAAAAUCACUUUUCAUGCUUGUACUAUCACUGUCACUUGAAACUGCAGUUUUGUUAAGUUUCAAACUUUCAAAUAAUUUGUCCAAAAAAUCGUUUACUUUGCUACCAUAUUCAUCUGGACUAGGAAUCAUUGAUGAUGGAAACCAGAAGUCAGGU